AUGGCGGUACUUCAGUUGGGAUUCCUUUCCUCGUAUCUCCUUACAAACUCUUCUCCCGCAAACCUUUCGACCCAGAAGCUUAACCAUUUCCCGCCAGAAUCCAAGUCUCGGGAUAUAACGGUUGGAAAUGCUGGCCACAAAGACAUAACAGAACGAUAUUUGCCGAACCAUCAAGCCCAUAUUACUGGUUUUCAUGCAAAUUCCAAAAAUUCUAAUGGAAGCAACGAAAGCAAGGAUGAGAUCAACCAGUGUCUCAACCUCUUGAACCGCUGCAGUUUAGAUAGAACUGGUAUCUAUGAUUCUAGGCAAAUCCAUGCCAGGGUUGUGAAAUUGGAUCUUUUUGGUGCGAACAGAUUAAUUGUAAACAAGCUGGCAAUCAGUUAUGCUAAGAAUUCGAGCUUAUUAAGGGAAGCACGACUCUUGUUCGAUGAAACUCCCGAAAGAACAGCUCCUGCUUAUGCUGCUUUGAUAGGUUCAUAUUGCCGAUCACAGCAAUGGGAGGAUGUUGUUUUAGUAUUUGGAUUGAUGGUUCAAGAGGGUCUACGACUUGAUAAAUAUCUUGUACCCACAAUUCUAAAAGUUUUUUCUGCGCUUCAAAGUUUGGAGAUGGGCAGAAUGAUUCAUGGGUAUAUAAUAAGGAAGAAGUUGGAGUUGGAUGUUUUUGUUGGUAAUGCACUUAUUGAUAUGUAUGCCAAAUGCAGGGACUUGAGAUCAGCGAAGGAUACUUUUGAUUCCAUGCAAUUGAAUGGAGUAAAACCCGAUUUGAUCUCCUGGAACUCAUUGGUUUCAGGCUUUGCACGGAACAGGGAGAUAGAUGUGGCCCUCCAAUUAUUAGAAGAGAUGAAAGAGAAAGGUUUGAAGCCUGGAGUCGGUUCUUGGAAUGGAGUUAUCUCAGGUUGCAUAGAAAAUGGGUACCAUGAAGAUGCUUUGAAUGUAUUUUAUGAGAUGUUGUGGUCAUUCGAGGAGCCAAAUGCUAUGACAAUUGCAAGUGUACUCCCUGCUUGUGCAGGCUUGAAAGAUUUGGAUUUGGGCAAGGGUAUGCAUGCCUAUGCUCUUAAAUGUGGGGAAUCUGGGAACAUAUUUGUGGGGGGAUCACUGAUUGAUAUGUAUUCAAAAUGUGGCCAAACUGAUUAUGCAGAGAGAGUGUUUAUGGGGAUAAAGAGCAAGAACACUGCUGUAUGGAAUGAGAUCAUUGCAGCUCAUGUGAAUGAGGGGAAAAUGCAGUCUGCAUUAGAACUUCUACACCUUAUGCAAAUUGAAGGUUUAAAGCCUGAUAUGAUCACUUAUAACACAAUACUAGCUGGCUAUGCAAGAAAGGGGCAAAAGUAUGAGGCCUUUAAGUUUCUCUUAGAGAUGGGUCAGAAGGGUUUGAAGCCUAACAUUGUCUCAUUUAAUGUACUAGUCUCUGGUUUUCAGCACUGUGGGCUUAGUGGUGAAGCUUUGAAAAUUUUCCGCAUCAUGCGACCCGAUUCAAAAAUUAUCAAGACUGUCAUGGAUGGUUCCUGUGGCCAUUUUCCUACUGAAUUGCUAAGUGUCUCAACCAAACCAAACCCUGUGACUAUUACUAGUGCUAUUGCAGCUUGUGCUCAUAUGAAUUCUUGGUUCCAUGGGAAGGAAAUCCAUGGAUACAUUUUGAGGAAUGAGUUUGACUCUAACAUCUUUGUCUCAAGUGCCCUGGUUGACAUGUAUGCAAAAUGCCAUGAUAUGGGUUCAACAAGGAAGAUUUUUCAGCAGAUUGAGGAUAGAAAUAUAGUUUCCUGGAAUGCUUUGUUGUCUGGUCACAAUAACAAUGGGGAGCCAAGGGAGUCUAUAAAACUAUUCCUGAAAAUUCUGGAAGAUGGCCUCGUUCCAAGCAUGAUUACCCUUGUUAUUCUCCUUUCAGCUUGCAGUGAUGUAGCAGCUCUGAGGUUGGGAAGAGAAUUACAUGGUUACAUUUUAAAGUGCAAAUUUGAGGAAUCUACCAUUACACUUGCUAGUGCUUUGAUAAACAUGUAUGCAAAAUGUGGAAGCAUUAUAGAGGCCAGGUUAGUGUUCGACUCUGAAGUUGAGAAAGAUGUAGCUCUGUGGAAUGCUAUGAUAUCUGGUUAUUCAGUUCAUGGAAUGGCAAAGGAUGCAAUUGCAUUAUUUGAACAAUUGGUACAGUCUGCUAUUCAGCUAGACCACAUUACGUUCACAGCAGUUCUUUCAUCUUGUACUUGUCAGGGACUGGUGGAAGAAGGAUGGAAAUAUUUCAAUUCCAUGGAAGGUGGCUAUGGAAUUAAACCCAGUUUGGAGCAUCAUACAUGUAUGGUUGGUAUCAUGGGCAGUGCAGGUUGGCUAGAAGAGGCUUUGGACUUUAUUGGAAGAAUGCCAUACAGACCUGAUGCUUCUGUGUGGGGAAGUCUUCUACGAGCAUGCAGGGUCCAUUUAAAUACAGAAAUAGGAGAAAGAGUAGCAAAGGCCCUUUUUGAGCUUGAACCAGGUAAUGCUUCAAACCAUAUUCUCAUUUCUAAUAUCUUUGCCAUGGCUGGAAUGUGGGAUUCUGCUAGAGAAGUAAGAAAUGCAAUGAGUGCCCGUGGGUUGAUGUCUAUUAAAGAAUGUAGCUCCAUAGAUGUCGGUAACACAAUAGUUGCAUUUAAAGCAGGAGAGAGUUCACAUCCCAAGUUGGGGGAGAUUUUGGAGAUGUGGGAUAAGUUGGCCAGUGAAAUGGAACAUGCAUGA
Molecule: messenger RNA, 2700 nt
Organism: Telopea speciosissima
Lineage: Eukaryota; Viridiplantae; Streptophyta; Magnoliopsida; Proteales; Proteaceae
Product: pentatricopeptide repeat-containing protein At1g20230-like
Exons: 2
Coding region: 1-2700 (899 amino acids)
Biological process (GO): RNA modification
Molecular function (GO): RNA binding; protein binding
Source: RefSeq, a predicted model, not a curated record